UUUCUGUGAACUACGGUGGCCUGGAGGGGGCCGGUGUUUGCUGGAAUGGCGGUGUGAUGGUAGGGGUCCUUGAGGAGAUCUCUGACAGCGAUCUGAAUGUGGAGGAUCCGGCCAUGCCAAGAUCUGGGGGGAAGAAUUUUGCAGGCAGAGAGAACCAAAGCGCAAAGCCUCUGACCCUGGAAUAACCUUUGCUGUUGAUAGGAACUGCAAGAAAGGCCAGCAUAGUCAAGCAGAGUUUCACUGAAGAGACGCACCUUACCGAUUCCGCACAUUUCUAAGUUCCACAUUUACCAUUUGGAAUUGUCAAACUUCCUAGAAGAUACAUUUUGGCUAUCGAAAUGGAAGAGUCCUUGGAAGUUCUAGAGCAAUUAUAUAAGAAGGUACUUCUUGGAGCUGCACUUGAACAUGACAACCAGGAUUACGUCUGUUAUCUCCACCCCGAGUGGCCAGACCAAGGUGGCCCCACAGCCAGCCCCUCAGCGUGCUCAGACACCCCCGGUGCCCGGGGCAAGUGCCAGCCCCCCAGCACCCCCUCAUGUCCCACCUCCGGAGCUGCCGUGGGUUUGAAGAGCAGGGCCUGGGAAACCACGCUCCUUCAGUUAACUGUGGUCCAAGUGAUGGUGACCAGAACCCUGUCUGUCGAGACUACGUUCCACGCCAAGGAGAGAUACAGAGAGAUCAUUAAAAUUCUUUUACAGUCCUCUGACUUUGAUUCUAAAUUAACCCGUAUGUUCCAGAGCUCCGAUAAACUGUUAUGUCACAUGGCUGCAAAGUGCCUUGCGUUACUUCUGUACUUCCGAUUGAAAGAAAAGAUAACGUUAAGUAGUUCCUGGAUUGCUUUUUGCCAAAAACAUCUUUCUGAAUACUCUGAAAACGAGGAAGUCCUGUAUUGCCUCCACACUCUCACUGCUGUCGUGAAAGAAAUCCUUAAAGGCACAGGUUCACAAAAAACAGAAAUUCUAAAACAGUUCCUGACUCCUUUGGAUGCGACUUUGGAAGCCUUUUACAAUUCCUUGUUUUCUCAGCAUUUCAAAAACCUCCAAGACCCUUCUAAAAUGGUGAACAGCCUGAUACAUUUCCUGGAGCUGCUUGAACUUCUCAUGGCUUCCAGGCUCCACCUGGAGUCUCCGUUCCCCUGCCAGAGGGUCUUCUUUCUGAAGGCUCCCUGUGUGCUGCACGUCGUGGCCUGGCCGGUUCAGGCCUUCGUCAAGAGGAAGGUCGUCGUUUUCAUUAAGAAGUGCCUCCUCUGCAAAGUGGGCGAAGACCUUUGUCGGGGAUCUGUCGCUGCCUCAGUGCCACCAGAUGAGCAUUUAGACGGGGACUUGUUGGCCCUCGCUGAGGCUGUUCUGCAAGCUGUGGAUUUGGGUUUGUUGAAGACUUUGUCUGUCUGUGGGAGACCUUCCUGCUUUGCAGGCGGUGACGUGCAGCCUGGCUGCGAGUGUCUCCCUGGUCCAGAUCACGGGAUCCUGAGAGCAGCCAGUUUGCUUAUCAUUAAAUCCUUAGAAAUCAAGUUUCAAAACUGUGCUUCAGCAAAGGAAAUGAAAGUUGAUUUACAGAGGUUCAUGUCGGAGUUGCUGGCCUUCCUAAAGCCUCACCUUGAGCCCUCUGUGUGGGCACAGCAUCCGUGCGAGUGGCUGUCCCGGGUCUUCAUAGAACAAGACGAUGACAUGCUGGAGGCUGCCAAAGCGUCCAUGGGCAUCUUCCUAAAACUGAGCAGGGAAUAUGAAGCCGCUGAAAGUCCGACCCAAGAAGAACUGUGGCACCGUCACACACAUGAAAAUGGCUAUAACCCACACUGUAUUUUUUUAUUCCUUUUAAAAAAUAUAGGAUUUGAUUCGACAGUUCUUCUGGACUUUUUGAUUUCAUCAGAAACCUGCUUUCUUGAAUAUUUCGUCAGAUAUUUAAAAUUACUGCUCAAAGACUGGGAUACAUUUCUCACCAUUUGCAAGGACUUUGAUGUAAUGGACUCUAACGAGAGCAUGAGUAUUUGCGGUUUUAUGUCCUCACCUGGCCAAGGCCAAAGCAGCAACCAAACAGAAUUCAGUCUUUUGGCAGCUCUUGGCGGUCACGGGAAUGCUCAUGCCCGUGACUCCUGGGCUGCUGGUGCUGCGCCUGAACCACGGAACCAGGUCGUGGUGUUCCCCGAGACCCACGCUGCACCCCAGGCUAGUCGCCUGUCUUCCCAGCAAGCUUCUCAGAGCCUGGUGGAUUACGACAGCUCUGAUGAUUCUGAAGUAGAAUCCACAGACCUCUGUGUCGCAAAUAGUAAACAGACAUCUUCACAGCAGGAAGCAAUGAAGAAAACCCAGGACACAGUCGGAACAAGUGGGGAUGAGAAAGAACUUAGUCUGGAGCUUCCGUCAAGGCCCGUGUUUCCAAAAGAAUCGAAUAUUCCUUUCUCUGUUGCUGGUGACAUAGCCCCAGAUGACACUGUCUCUGAAGCAGGAAUAUCUUACAGAACGGUAAAAUGCUUUGAGGAGCUCCAAGGUGCCAUUUACCGUUUGCAGAAGAAAAAUCUUUUCCCGUAUAACCCAACAGCGCUUUUGAAGUUGUUGAAACAGAUUGAAGCAAUAUGUAAUAAAAGUAUGAACGCUUUGUAAAACAGUG
Messenger RNA from Artibeus jamaicensis (Jamaican fruit-eating bat), 2607 nucleotides. RefSeq names its product lines homolog 1 (gene LINS1). The transcript has 8 exons. The coding region runs from base 339 to 2600 and encodes 753 amino acids. The record is from RefSeq and is a predicted model, not a curated record. NCBI's taxonomy places the organism in Eukaryota, Metazoa, Chordata, Mammalia, Chiroptera, Phyllostomidae.